This is a messenger RNA of Salpingoeca rosetta, 332 nucleotides long. RefSeq lists its product as uncharacterized. The coding region runs from base 1 to 288 and encodes 95 amino acids. NCBI's taxonomy places the organism in Eukaryota, Choanoflagellata, Craspedida, Salpingoecidae. The transcript is spliced from 2 exons. The record is from RefSeq and is a predicted model, not a curated record.
AUGGACGCCUGCGCCAUGUUGCCAGCAAACGCAAACGUCUUGAUUGUCAGCGCGGCGUGUGCAACAUCCAAGAUGCACUCGGCAGGGCACUGGCAACUGCGAUUGGGGUUUGGUGGCGUCGUCAUCAACAACGGCCUCAUCCACGGCAUCCCUCCCUUUGAUACAACUCCCGCCACCUCUGUGCCCAUCAUCAGCCCAUCAACAACAGCAACAGCAGUGACAAUAGCAACAGCAGUGACAGCAGCAGUGGUUGACACGACCACCAUUAACAGUCUGCAAACCGAUUGAGCCAAGUGGCACUGCAGACGGUGUGCGUGCUGGCUCACAACAAC